Spea bombifrons (plains spadefoot toad) is the source of this 3285-nucleotide messenger RNA. It is a transcript of the gene ARNT, whose product is annotated as aryl hydrocarbon receptor nuclear translocator. The transcript has 22 exons. Gene Ontology annotation, biological process: regulation of transcription by RNA polymerase II. The record is from RefSeq and is a predicted model, not a curated record. NCBI's taxonomy places the organism in Eukaryota, Metazoa, Chordata, Amphibia, Anura, Pelobatidae. The coding region runs from base 265 to 2619 and encodes 784 amino acids. Gene Ontology annotation, cellular component: cytoplasm; nucleus; transcription regulator complex. Gene Ontology annotation, molecular function: RNA polymerase II cis-regulatory region sequence-specific DNA binding; protein dimerization activity; DNA-binding transcription factor activity, RNA polymerase II-specific.
GUCACGAAGCAGCCUAGCAUGCUGGCUUCCGGUUGAAGCCACUGGGCGGUCGCUUUUCGCCUACGGUCGAACGUCAUUGGCUUGCAUGGAAGUCUGUUACUCCGGGUGUUCCCGCCCUCACCGGCCGUGUAGGUUGAGAGUCGUGGCUCGUAUUCCUGUUUUAGUGCUAAAUAAUAACAAAAAAAAUACCGUAACCAAAGGAGCGCGCACUGGAGCUACCGCCGCCCGCUGGUGACCGGAAAGAGUUUUACGGGUACAUAACACAUGGCAGCGGCAGCUCACCCGGAGAUGGCGUCGGACGUCCCCGCUCUUGGGGUCACCAUGGGCUCCGGAAAUCCUGGUUCGAGCACGCAGGCGGGGGGCUCCAUGGUGCAGCGAGUCAACAAACGUCGCUCAGGGUUGGAUUUUGAUGAUGAUGACGACGACGACUCCAGCAACAAAUUUCUCAGGUGUGACGAUGACCAGCUUCCCACCGACAAGGAGAGAUUUGCAAGGUCGGACGAUGAGCAGAGCUCAGCGGAUAAGGAAAGACUUGCAAGGGAGAACCACAGUGAGAUUGAGCGCAGACGGAGGAAUAAGAUGACAGCGUACAUCACAGAGCUGUCGGACAUGGUGCCCACCUGUAGCGCCCUUGCACGCAAACCAGACAAACUCACCAUACUGCGCAUGGCAGUGUCUCACAUGAAGUCUCUCCGCGGCACAGGGAACACUCCUACCGACGGCACCUACAAGCCCUCCUUCCUCACAGAUCAGGAGCUGAAACACCUGAUUUUAGAGGCAGCAGACGGAUUCCUGUUCGUGGUGUCCUGUGAAACGGGCAGGAUAGUUUACGUGUCGGACUCCGUAACCCCCGUCCUUAACCAGCCUCAGUCGGAGUGGUUCGGGAGCACCUUAUACGACCAGCUGCACCCCGAUGACGUGGACAAACUCCGAGAGCAGCUUUCCACCGCAGAAAAUGCGAUGACCGGCAGGAUACUGGAUCUGAAAACUGGUACAGUGAAGAAAGAGGGCCAGCAGUCAUCAAUGAGAAUGUGCAUGGGAUCCCGCAGAUCCUUCAUUUGUAGAAUGAGAUGUGGAAAUGCUCCUGUUGACCCGUCUGCAAUGAACCGGCUCAGCUUUAUGAGGAACAGGUGCAGGAACGGCCUGGGUCCAUCGAAAGACGGAGAGCCCCAGUUUGUGGUAGUGCAUUGUACUGGAUACAUCAAAGCCUGGCCGCCCGCAGGUGUCACUUUACCAGAAGACGAUCCAGAUGCUGGACAGAGCAGCAAGUAUUGCCUGGUAGCCAUCGGCAGGUUGCAGGUGACCAGUGCUCCCAACUGCACGGACAUGAAUAGCAUCUGCCAGCCCAUCGAGUUCAUCUCCCGACACAGUGUGGACGGCAUGUUCACCUUCGUGGAUCACAGGUGUGCGGCCACGGUUGGCUAUCAGCCUCAGGAACUCUUAGGGAAGGAUAUUGUUGAGUUUGCUCACCCAGAAGACCAGCAGCUUUUAAGGGACAGCUUCCAGCAGGUGGUGAAGUUAAAAGGCCAAGUUCUCUCUGUUAUGUUCCGAUUCCGGUCCAAGAACAGAGAGUGGCUACUGAUGAGAACCAGCUCUUUCACUUUCCAGAACCCGUACUCCGAUGAGAUAGAGUAUAUCAUCUGCACCAACACCAACGUAAAGAACUCUAACCAGGAAUCCCGACCAGCCCUCAGCAGCAACAUGCAGAGACCUUCUCUAGGGCACGGUGUCGCACACCCGUUGGAUAUGGGGGCAAGUCAGCUGGCAGCCAGGCAGCAGCCACCCCAAGCUCCACUGGAUGUUGUCCCCAACAGAGAUGCUAUGGCCACGUACAACCACACUCAGGUACCGGUGCAGUCUGUGGCAGCAGCAGUGCCAGAACACGGCAAACCUCUGGACAAGCCGGAUACUCUGUACGGACAGGAGAGAGACCCCAGAUUUGCUGAAAUUUACAACAGCAUCAAUCCAGACCAGAACAAAGCACUCAACACCAGCGGCAUCUCGGGCAACCAGCAACUGUUUCCACCGGCCGGCACGUUCCCGCCUGCACCUCGACCGGUCGAUAGCUUCAGGAGCGGUGGCAUGGUGCCUCCCGCCAACAUUAUCCAGCAGCCUGUGUCCGCAGGGCAGAUCUUGGCUCAGAUAUCUCGGCACACCAGCCCGACCCAGGUCACCGGGACCAACUGGAGUUCAGGAACCCGACCUUCCUUCACAGCACAGCAGGUACCGCCACAGACAGCAAAGACUCAGUCUCCACCGUUUGGAAUGGGCAACUUUCAGACCACACCUGCCAACUUCAGCCCGCUGUCCUCGCAGAGCUCAACCUCCUCUCCUGCUGGAGCCGUCUACCCCAACAUAGCCAGCCGCACCUCCAAUUUCGCCACCGAGGUGGGACAGCCGCGAGGUCAGUUCCAAACACGGCCCGCGGACGCAGUUGGAGUGUGGCCCCAGUGGCAGGGUCCACACCAUGGACAGACCACAGCAGACCCUCACGUUCAGCCACAAUCCAACCAGUCUGAGGUCUUCCCGGAUAUGCUGUCCAUACUGGGAGAUCAGAGCGCGAGCUACAACAACGAGGAAUUCUCCGAGCUCAACAUGUUCCAGUCCUUCGCUGAGUAAAUAAGUCGCAGCAACAAGGGAUGAAACGCAUGGUUUUAUAAACCAGCGUCAACUUCGCUUUCCUGCCGUCGGUGGCUUUAAACUCUUCCUUCUCUGUCUGACAAACGUUCCAGAGAAGCGAGAAUAACGUUUGUGAUGAUGACAAUGAGAGAUUAAGCCACGAGGACGGCCGGCCGGUUACAGGGACACCGCAGAACUGCCUUUUUUUGUAAGAACGUGAAGAGUGGCCGCGGGAUGCCACCCUCCGGUCCUCACCAGCUUUAAACCCCACGUUUCACGCCUCCCAUCUUCUUUUUCUACGACACGCAGCGGUCUCGAUCGGGCUUUCAGAACGUUGUCCCAGGGAUGGGACAAUACAGCACUCAUGGAGUCGUAGAAUCAUAGCAUUUGUAGACUUUGCAGGUGAUCGAGCUUGCGGUUUCUGGCACAAACGUAUAAGCGAAACCGCCGGCAAUCAACCUGGGGUCUGACUAUCAGGGAUAACAUUUGCGUAAGAUAAUCAGUCAUAGCUGAUGCCUUUUUAUGAUGUCAGGAAGCAUUUUGCUUAACUUGUCGUUGACGGGUUCACAUAUUUAUCGGUUGAUGGCUCCGAGGUAUAGCACCAAUUCCAGGUCCUGAACUUGAAGGAUUUGUGUAGCUUGGAGUUCUUUGUGUAACCAUCUUGUC